CAAGCAGGAACAAAGGUAACACACACGCACAUACGCGCGCAUUCUGCAGGUAUGCUGUUGAGCAUAUUGAAGCUCAGCUCAUUUAACAGGCACCAUGACCCAGUCUACAGCUGAAAACUUUCUGAGAAAGAAUAGGACCACUAUUGUAAACGGUGUGACAAAAGAACAGUGUGACAGUUUGGUUGAUUUUCUUCUUGAAAAAGGCCUUUUUAUUGAUGAAUCUGGAAGUGAAAUUCGCACCCUGAAUACCGGUCAGAAGAAAAUGCGCACGCUUCUGGAAUCUGUAAAAACAAAGAAGGCAAAUGAACUGGUGUUGCAGUGGCUGAGGGAGAAGGUGCCUGAUCUGAUUGAUGAUUUGGAAAACAACAGCGAUUCAGACCAUGAUCCGCCUCCGAAAAAGAAGUCUAGAAGGCAUAGAAACAAUGUAGAUGAAGCAGACAGUUGCUUCAGUCAACCUGGCAAGUCUUUCAUUAUUUGAUAAAAAAAAAACUAUUGAAUGUUUUACCCUUAUCAAAACUUCUAGAGCUGCACAAUAGCUGUUACUCAACCCAUCCUGCACUUAAAAACAUAUGACCUUUUUUUGUUUUUCCCAUCAUAACCUUGACAGAUCUCAAGGAUUUAUCCUUUCCCCAGUUGGAAGAAUGGGUGUCCAAUUCUACAGUCAGCCAAAACCUAAUUAAGGAAUUGAAAAACAAACUUGCUGAUGGUGAAAUGGAGGCUUUGGAAAAACAGUUGAAGAAUAAGAAAGUAAAAACCCAUUUUUGUUUCUUUGCUAAGGAUGUAAGUAAAAUUCAGAGUAACCGAAAACUAAAGUCAUUUCUUGAUGCUAGUAAAGAUGCAAAAUUUCCGGAUCUUCCAAUAAAGUUAUUUUUUGCAAAGAAAGAUAGUUUACAAGAUAAAUCCUUGCCAGAAAAAGACAGCAAUGAGGAUGACUUUACAAACAGUACUGGUUUAAAUAGUAGUGGCUAUGAAUCAUUAUGCAGCCAAAAUAGCAGUCAGUCUAUUGUCAGCAAGGAUCCUUUGUUAGAAAGUAAAGACCAGACUUUUGACUGCUAGCUGCUAGUAAUACUCAGCACCAAAUCGAAUCAACUGCCCAAAUUCAUCAGGAAAACAAAGAUGGGAGCCCAUUAGAGAAAGAAAUGGAAGCACAGGUGAAUAUCUGUGAACAACACGCAUCUCCUCAGAAGUCAAACGCUUUUAAAGUAGCAGAAGAUCUUCAAGUUCUCCCCUUUUAUGAGCCUGAUCACGAGGAUGGCACACCAGAGCAGCAGCAGGAGAAUAUAACACAGAUGCAGUGUGACCCAGAAAACAGACAGAAAUGAACACGUUUUUAAUUCUGACCAAGUAAUGGAUGAAGUAUCCCAGGAAGAACAUGAAGAUUUAAAUUUUUCUAAUCAAAAGCUUCCUUCUACCCACUACCAAAAUGUAUCACAUGUUCAAAUGCAUCAUGAACACAAAGAGUAUAUACCAUUGGAGGAAGUUAUGGAAGAGCAGGGGACAGUAUGUGAGAAGAUGUGUGAGCCACUGAUCGACAAGUCACACAUAGCAGGUACAAUACCAGCCACCACUCAGAGUGUGGCCACAGAAGAUCGCAUACAAAGUGUGACUUCAGGAGCUUUUGAGGAGAAAUCUGAAUCUUAUUCCAUUACACUGCCUGAAACGACAGUUAUGUCCUUUCAAAAACAAAAUGUUCCUAAGAAAGCAGAAGUUUGCCACCUAGACCAAAAGUUGGACAUGCGGGAGAGUAAGAGUAUACCACAUGUGCAGUGUGACCCAGAAACAGCCAGAAAUGAACCCUUUGUAGAGCCUGACCGUGUGGGUAUUUCUGAAGAUAAAAAACAAGGCAUGGAUGAGGUAUCCCAGAAAGAACCAAAGCUUCCUGCUGACCACUUCCAAAAUGGAUCACCUGUCCAAAUUCAGAAUGACAACAAAGAUGGGAUCCCAUUAGAGGGAGCUAUGGAAGAACAGGCGAAUAUCUGUGAACCACACACAUCCCCUCAGAAGUCAAAUGUUUCUAAAGAAGCAGAAGAUCUACAAGCUUCCCCCUGUCAUGAGCCUGAUCACAAGACUGACACACCACUAGAGCAACCUUUGAACAUGCUGAGGAGUAUAACACAGAUGCCGUGUAUUCAAGAAACAGCCAUAAAUGAACCUAUUUCUGAUUCUGACCAAGUAAUGGAUGAAGUAUCCCAGAAUGAACAUGGAGGUUCUAAUUUUUCCAACCAAGAGCUUCCUCCUUACCACUACCAAAAUAUAUCACCUGUCCAAAUUCAGCAUGAUGACAAAGAGUAUAUACAGUUGGAGAAAGCUAUGGAAGUGCAGGGGACAGUAUGUGAGCUAAAUAUGCAGAGUGUUGCAGAAUUGUCUACUAAGAAGAUGCGUGAGCCACUGAUGGACAGGUCAAACACAGAGAGUACAAUACCAACCACCACUCAAAAUGUGGCCACAGAUGAUCGCAUACAAAGUGUCGCUCCAGGAGCUUCUGAGGAGGAAUGUGAAUCUCAUUCCAUUACACUGCUUGAAGCGACAGGUGUGCCAACUCAGAAGCCAAAUUUUCUUAAGCAAGCAGAAGCCCUUUGCCACCCAGACCAAAAGUUGGACCUGCUGGAGAGUAAGAGUAUACCACAUGUGCAGUGUAAGCCAGAAACAGCCAGAAAUGAACCCGUUGUAAAGUCUGACUGUACAGAAGACAGAAGAGAAGGUAUGGAUGAGGUAUCCCAGAGAGAACAAGAGCUCCCUGAUAACCACUUCCAAAAUGGAUCACCUGUCCAAAUUCAGAAUGAUGACAAAGGUAGAAUUCCAUUUGAGGAAGCUAUGGAAGCACAGGCGAAUAUCUGUGAACCACACACAUCUCCUCAGAAGUCAAACGUUUCUAAAGAAGCAGACGAUCUACAAGCUUCCCCCUGUCAUGAGCCUGAUCACAAGACUGACACACCACUAGAGCAACCUUUGAACAUGCUGAAGAGUAUAACACAGAUGCCGUGUAUUCAAGAAACAGCCAUAAAUGAACCUAUUUUUGAUUCUGACCAAGUAAUGGAUGAAGUAUCCCAGGAAGAACAUGGAGGUUCAAAUUGUUCUAAGCAAGAGCUUCCUCCUUACCACUACCAAAAUAUAUCACCUGCCCAAAUUCAGCAUGACAACAAAGAUGGGACCUCAUUAGCAGAAGGUUUAUUCAGUAUGCCAGUAAGUGAUUCAGGGAAAAUAACAGGAAAAGCCAAAAGACAACCGAGGAACACAAGUAAGCUUAGAAGUGAACAUCGCAGGCUGCUGUAUGAUUGGGCAUUGAAAAAAUGCAGCAGUAAAGAAGAAAUAGAGAAAGUGUUUGACUGCAUUUCGAUCCAAAACCAGGUAGAACACGGAGAGUACCCAUGUUUUGUUGCAGAAAAUAUUAUGAUCUAUACAGACCCAAAAAACGGAGACAAACAAAUCAUUGUUACUGAUGACAAAAAUAAGGAUGUCAAGAACAACCUCCCAAAAGAGAUUACAUUUAUCCCUGAAUAUCAGAUGUGGGUGUGUGGUAUUAAAAAGGCUGUGGUUAUAAGGAACCUGGAAGAAAGGGAAUUAAGAUUUAAAUCUUUUGAUUUAAUCCUGCAGAGCUGUAAAGAACUAGUUUUUGAAGCCUUAGCCCCUGCUCUAGCAGUGUUCAAACACAUCCAACGACAGGAGAGGCUAUACUCUCUCACUAAAGAUCACUAAUAGCUCCCACAAGCUCCCUACAAAACCUGUAGUGACAGAAGAUGAGUGUAGAUCUUUUAACUGUUUAUAAAGGGUUUUGUAAUCUAAAUUAAAACAGCCUAUAAUGGUAUUUCUUUUGGGAAAAUAACU
Astyanax mexicanus (Mexican tetra) is the source of this 3825-nucleotide messenger RNA. RefSeq lists its product as uncharacterized. The coding region runs from base 1348 to 3696 and encodes 782 amino acids. NCBI's taxonomy places the organism in Eukaryota, Metazoa, Chordata, Actinopteri, Characiformes, Acestrorhamphidae. Gene Ontology annotation, biological process: regulation of apoptotic process. The transcript has 4 exons. The record is from RefSeq and is a predicted model, not a curated record.